Messenger RNA from Charadrius vociferus (killdeer), 1263 nucleotides. It is a transcript of the gene SLC5A10, whose product is annotated as solute carrier family 5 (sodium/sugar cotransporter), member 10. The coding region runs from base 19 to 1263 and encodes 414 amino acids. Gene Ontology annotation, cellular component: plasma membrane. The record is from RefSeq and is a predicted model, not a curated record. Gene Ontology annotation, molecular function: D-glucose:sodium symporter activity. Gene Ontology annotation, biological process: transmembrane transport. NCBI's taxonomy places the organism in Eukaryota, Metazoa, Chordata, Aves, Charadriiformes, Charadriidae. The transcript is spliced from 11 exons.
GGCGGCGGCAGAGGAACGAUGGAGGCCAAUUCCACCGCGGGAUCCUUUACUCCCGCACAACAGUUCAGUGUUGCUGAUCUUGUUGUCGUAGUGGUUUAUUUUUCCUUAAACGUUGCAGUGGGAAUAUGGUCUUCAUGCAGGGUGAACAGGAACACCGUCAGUGGCUAUUUCCUUGCUGGCAGAGACAUGGCGUGGUGGCCAAUCGGCGCCUCUCUCUUCGCCAGCAGUGAAGGCUCGGGGCUCUUCAUCGGGCUGGCCGGGACCGGUGCUGCCGGGGGAAUCGCUGUCACUGGCUUCGAGUGGAACGCGACCUACGCUCUUCUGGCGCUGGCCUGGGUGUUUGUGCCAGUCUACAUCUCAUCUGGGAUUGUCACGAUGCCCGAGUAUCUCCAGCGAAGGUUUGGAGGGGAGAGGAUCCGGAUGUACCUCUCUGGCCUGUCGCUCCUGCUCUCCAUCUUCACCAAAAUCUCUACGGACCUGUACUCGGGGGCCCUCUUCGUGCAAGUCUGCCUGGGCUGGGACCUUUACCUCUCCACUGUCCUGAUGCUGGUGGUCACGGGGCUCUACACCAUCGCAGGGGGGCUGGCAGCUGUCAUCUACACCGACGCGCUGCAGACACUCAUCAUGGUCCUUGGAGCCAUCCUGCUGGCGGUGAAAGCUUUUAAUGAGAUCGGAGGAUACCCCAACCUGGAAGAGGCCUAUUUAAAAGCUGUGCCAUCCAAGAUUGUUCCCAACACUACCUGCCACCUGCCCAGAGCGGAUGCAAUGCACCUCUUCCGAGACCCAGUCUCUGGAGAUCUGCCCUGGACCGGGAUGACUUUUGGGCUGUCUAUCAUGGCCACGUGGUACUGGUGCACCGACCAGGUCAUCGUCCAGCGGUCACUCUCUGCCAAGAACCUGAGUCACGCCAAGGCCGGUUCCAUCUUGGCCAGCUACCUGAAGAUGCUGCCGUUGUUCGUUAUCAUCAUGCCAGGGAUGAUCAGCAGGGUCCUGUACCCAGAUGAUGUGGCCUGCGUGGACCCCGAGGAGUGCACCCGCGUGUGUGGGGCCGCCGUGGGCUGCUCCAACAUCGCCUAUCCCAAGCUGGUGGUCGAGCUGAUGCCCAGCGGGCUGCGGGGUCUGAUGAUCGCGGUGAUGAUGGCUGCCCUCAUGUCAUCCCUGACCUCCAUAUUCAACAGCAGCAGCACCCUCUUCACCAUGGACAUCUGGAGGAAGCUGAGGCCACGGGCUGGCGAGCGAGAGCUGCUCUUGGUGGGCAGGUAG